Cyclocybe aegerita is the source of this 1503-nucleotide messenger RNA. NCBI's taxonomy places the organism in Eukaryota, Fungi, Basidiomycota, Agaricomycetes, Agaricales, Hemipholiotaceae. The record is from the annotation of a GenBank genome assembly.
AUGACGGAGACUCCUCGCUCUCGCUCCAUAUCUCGUGCGAGUACUCCGGGUCUUUCACGCCCUUCCCCAUCACGUCUUACCAUAUCCCCGAGUCUUCGCCCAACACCCUCCCUAUCCAACCUUCACAUCCAUGGUCACGCCUCGACACCAGCGGUUGACAUACCUCCGCUGCCUGCGAGAGUUGUCGACAACAUCCUAGACAGCUCAGCGUCAUCUGUCAUUGAUAUGGAUCCAGCAGAGGGUAUUCUAGUCCAAGAUAUCGAUGCUGACGCCGAACAUACAGACGCGGAGGACGUUGAGACGAUUGACAAGUCAGGCAUGGUGGCUAUUCAGGAUGAGGGCCCAAAACAGAUGCUCAGGGAUCAGUUGAGAAAGAGUUUGAGCCAGAGAGCAACACUUCCAGAAAGCCCUCGCAAUCGGUCAGGUGGGAGGCUCGCACAAGCGCAAGAUCUCACCUUUGAUGAAGCAAGCCUAUAUCUACCAAGAGAGUAUUUCGUGCUCACUGAUGCAGGAAAGCCCGUCUUCAUCAGCCGCCCUGGAGGAGACCAGGAUGGCAUGGCCUCUACAAUUGGCAUCAUGCAGGCCUUGAUAUCUGUCUUUCUGGACGACAAUGACAAGCUCCGUGCUAUUAAUGCCGGACGGACACGGAUAACUUUUCUCCUACGACCACCACUAUAUUAUGUCUGCGUAUCAUCAUGGGGAGAACCUGAAUCAGUGUUCGAAGAUGAAGACCUCCAUAUCAUCAUGAACACCAUCCAUUCACCUUCGAUAUUCAAUUCUCCUGCCUCCGCUUCAUGGAUCCCUGUGUGUCUUCCCAAAUUCAAUCCAGCCGGUUUUGUCAAUACGUAUAUCACCUUUCUACGGAAGGACAACACAAGUCAGCCCCAGGAAACGCCUAUAGCCUUAUCGAGCGACGACGCCAGUUCCCCUGUCUCUGAAGAGAGCUCUUCUAGCGGCAAAUCUGACUCUCAAGAAGGACUCAAUGAGUCCGGGAUCGCCCUAGUUUGCGUCAGCGUGGGGGGCGACUUUGAUCUAAUCAGAAAUUGGUGUGACGCCGUGGUAUCUAAAAUGACGGCAGAUGGGACGUUGGAUGCACUCGUUCAUGCGUACCAAGCUAAGGAGAUGGACUAUUCUGUGUCUGAAUUGGGAAUCCCGGGUUUACGACACUUCGUCUACAAGUCCCGAACGCAAGUUCAAAUUACGCUACCAACCUUUGAGGACCCAUACGACCAAACAAAUGCUCGAAAGCGGAUCAUGACACUCUAUCAAGUCCUUCACGAUUCAAUACAUGCUAAGUCAGGGCAGGAUGGGGGACUGAAGCUUCAAUAUAUUCGCACAGAUAUGGAGAGCGUGAUGGGAUGGAUUACACAACCGUUCGAACUCUACAUCGCACUAUCACCCCUUUUACCGAAGAGCGCCGCUGUUGGUGCAGCUAAUGCAGUUGCAAGAUGGGUUAAGCGAGAGGAGGCUCGGUUGUUCUUGCGAGAUGCACCGGUGUUCUGA